AUGAUCGGUGAAGUUUUGCGCCUGUCGAUAAGCUCUAAAAAUUUUAACUCCUACGUCAUCGGGAGUGCGAGGGCGCACUUCCGACGCGGGAUUCCCUGCAAUGGGAGUGAAUCGGGUCGCCACUACCACGCGAACCGCGUGAGCAGCGUGCUGCGUGGCAGCGCUUUUUCGGAGUGUAAAGAUGGUACGCCUGCGGUUGUGAAUCUGCGCAGUUGCACUAUAAAAGACAUGCUUUUAACAACGCGGCGUGAGGAAUCCUCCUCGUCGGCCCUUACUGCUGGGUCAGAAGGCACACGGUGCGAGCGGGUCACGAAAGCGGUUGACGCGCUCCCAGCAGCGUCAAUCAGCUCUUGUGGAUACCCGCUCGCGCGCAUGACGGGAAUGCACCCGUCGAAACGUCCAGCGCUGAACGACGCGCUGAGGCUACGCCAUGCUUAUAGUUUCGCCACCCAUGCGGCUGCUGCAGACAAUGUGGAGUGCGGUCCCGGUAUUACCGCGCUAUGCUCCAAAAUCGAGGAGUUGUUGCGCGUGAAGUCGGAGCAGCUCGUGACGCUGCGUAAGGAGUUCGGAAAAGUCACCGUUGGCGAGAUUACGGUUUCGCAAGUUUUGGGCGGCAUGCGCGACAUCAUCGGCAUGAACUGCGAAACUUCUUUGCUGGACGCCAACCGCGGCAUCACCUAUCGUGGCCUGACCAUUGCGGAGCUGCUUGAGAAGUUGCCUGGCGCAACGGAGGGGAACAAUUGCCCGUAUUCCGAGGGGGUGAUGUGGCUACUCCUGACCGGGAAGAUCCCCGCCGCCAGCGAGACCAAGACUCUCUCGGCCGAGCUUGGCAGGCGCGCCUAUGUGCCCAUGCACGUAUUUAAGGUGAUCGACCAGCUGCCGACUGACGUCCAUCCCAUGACCCAGUACGUGGCGGCCGUGGCGGCCCUGCAGUCGGAAUCCAAAUUCCGCAAGGUCUACAACGAGAAGAAGUACUGCAAGGAAACAGCCUGGAGGCUUGUUUUGGACGAUUCUUUGAAUCUGAUUGCCGCGAAUCCUUUGAUUGUCGGCUACAUCUACAGGAGAACGUUCGUCGACCACACCAUCAAGGACGGCAAGGGGAUGACCUAUGACCCCGAGCUCGACUACGCCGCGAACCUGGCGAAAUUGAUCGGAAUCGAUACCCCGGAGUUCAGGGACAUGAUGCGUCUAUACAUUGCGGUGCAUGCGGACCAUGAGGGUGGGAACGUUUCCGCGCACACCGCCCACCUGAUCGGCUCUGCGUUGGCAGACCCCUAUUUCUGCUUCGCCGGCGCACUCACCGGAUUGUCUGGCCCAUUACACGGGCUGGCGAACCAGGAGUGCCUUUCGUGGGUGAACAACAUGGUGAAGGAGAUGCGCGGUCAGGAAAUCAACGUUGAGACCGUGACCAAAUUCGCCAAGGAUACUCUGGCUAAGGGGCAGGUGAUCCCCGGUUACGGGCAUGCGGUGCUCCGUGUGGAGGACCCCCGUCACACAGCGUUUGUGAAGUUCGCGCACAAGCAUUUCCCCGAUGACCCGCUCGUCAAGAUCCUCGACGUCUGCCUUGAGGCGAUCCCGCCCGUGCUUAUGGCGACCGGAAAGAUCAAGAGCCCGCAUCCAAACGUCGACUGCUCCACCGGCAUCAUCCUGUCCCACUUCGGCAUUAAGGAGCCUGACAUGUACACCGUCUUCUUCGGCAUAUCGAGGGCCAUCGGUAUAUUGGCGCAGCUGGUGUGGGCGCGUGCCCUGAAAAUGCCCAUCGAGCGUCCCAAAUCCCACACACUGGACAGCUUACUUGAGAUGUGCAAGUAA
Molecule: messenger RNA, 1812 nt
Organism: Babesia bigemina
Lineage: Eukaryota; Apicomplexa; Aconoidasida; Piroplasmida; Babesiidae
Product: citrate synthase, putative
Exons: 1
Coding region: 1-1812 (603 amino acids)
Biological process (GO): carbohydrate metabolic process; tricarboxylic acid cycle
Cellular component (GO): mitochondrial matrix
Source: RefSeq, a predicted model, not a curated record